Acaulospora colombiana is the source of this 519-nucleotide messenger RNA. The record is from the annotation of a GenBank genome assembly. Lineage: Eukaryota; Fungi; Glomeromycota; Glomeromycetes; Diversisporales; Acaulosporaceae.
UCGACGGAAGAUAAGGAGUCAAGCAUAGAGCCGAGUGCGCGGAGAGGUAUUUGGGACAGGUGGCCUCUCUUGCAGCAGUCUGUCCAUGUACCUGAGUGGACGUUGCAAGAUGAAGUAAAGGCAAUUGCUGAGAAAACUAUGAAGGAUUGGGCUCACAACCAUCAAGAUUCUGCGUCAGCGAAGGAUGCUGCCGUGAAGGAUACUGAUGGACAUGGAAAGGGGGAUAAACCUCAUCCACACAAGCAGCGCGAACCCCCUGUAUCCCCUGGGGCCACGUCAGAAGCUACCCAAGAGGAGUACUGGGAUGUAACAGCAACAUCUGUAGACGAAGGCCUACUGUCCCAGUCGGCAUUACACGGGCUCUCUCUAGAAGCUGCAACCUUCCUAUCACACAUUUUCGGACUAUUGGCUGCUCAUCGUCCAGCUCAUGAUGCUUCCCUUCAAAAUCGGCUCAACGCGACAGAUUGGAAGACUGCUCUAAGCAUUCUAGCGAGUUCAGAAAUAAUCAGCAACGAGUAA